Molecule: messenger RNA, 1818 nt
Organism: Enterobius vermicularis (human pinworm)
Lineage: Eukaryota; Metazoa; Nematoda; Chromadorea; Rhabditida; Oxyuridae
Source: the annotation of a GenBank genome assembly
AUGGGUUCUUCAUCUAUUUACCCGGAUCCGGAUGGGCCGAAUGAGCAAAAUGUUCAUCAUGGCCCGCCUGAUCGGUGGAUGUAUUGUCCUAAAAUGGGUAAGGUCAUAGCAGAACACUUCUUACCUUUCAAGACUCCUCUUUGCUCUAUGUAUGAUGAUAUGGUUGAAAAAAAAUACCGAUUUCAUCCGCUUGAUGUUUUUAACGCGAAGUUGAAGGGGGUCCAGUCAGGUGCAAAAAUUGGACUCUGGCUUGAUUUAACUAAGACUAAGCGCUAUUACAGCAAGAAAGAGGUCGAGAAGAAAGAUUGCUUGUAUAAAAAGCUUCCCAUGAAGGGGCAUGGGGCUACGCCUUCGGAGGAGGAGACUGAAAGCUUUUGUAGCGAAGUUUCGGCAUUUCUUAAGAAUAAUCCAAAGGGAGUUGUCGCUGUUCACUGCACUCACGGGUACAAUCGAACAGGAUUUCUCAUUGCUGCAUAUUUAGUUGAGGAACUUGGUUGGGCAAUUGACGCAGCGAUUGGGAGCUUUGCCGUGUGUAGGCCAGAUGGGAUUUACAAACAAGAUUACAUUGACGAGCUUUUUAAGCGGUAUGGAGAUAUUGAUGAUAAAAUUUUGGCUCCUCCAAGACCAGCUUGGGAAAAUGGUCCCGUGGAUGAAUCUACUGCUAAACCUAGUAACAGCGAUCAACAAACUGCCGAGUCGUCCUUAUCGAAUGGUUCUGAAACACUUCCACUGAACAAUAAAUUAGGUGUUCCGCAGUUCAUGGAUGGGUUGGUCCCCUGUGUAAAAUACGUAACCGACAGGCUGCUGAGGGAACAGUUGCAGAGCAUGAUAGCGGAAAUGUGUGGCAGUAAAAGGAGUGAAUUUCCUGGUUGUCAACCUGUUUCUAUGGAGUGCUCUCCAGAAAGAAAUAAUAUGCAGUUAAUUGUUCAGAAUGAAUAUCUUUUCUCUUGGAAAGCAGACGGAGUAAGGUAUCUGGUGCUGAUUAACGGCGAAGAUAAGAUUUUUGCAUUUGAUAGAGACAAUAAUGUCUUUCGUAUCCCAAAUGUCACAUUUCUGAGCGCUCAUGAAGACAGGCAUUUGAGGGCAACUUUAGUAGACGCUGAAAUGAUAAUAGACAAGGUGAAAGAGCCAAAUGGUAGAGAAACCCAAGUGCCUCGUUUGUUGAUCUACGACGUUAUACGGAUUGAUGGAACGGAUACCAAGGACUGGAACUUUAGGAAACGAAUGGAUUGUAUUUACAAAGGGAUUAUUAAUCCUCGGGUUAAAGCAAUGGGGACAGGGAGAAUCAGAAGGGAGUUGGAACCUAUUAGUAUACGAAUAAAAGAUUUUUGGCCAUUGGAACAAGUUAGGAAAGUUUUUGAUUCAAAGUUCCUGAAGUCUGUGGGGCACGAAAUCGAUGGACUUAUUUUUCAGCCUGUCAAUGAGCCGUAUCGCCCUGGUCGGUUAGAUACUCUGUUGAAGUGGAAGCCGUCCACCCAUAACUCUAUUGAUUUUAAACUCAAAAUUAUUAAAGAAGAAAGGCCUGGAGAAUUACCUGAGUAUGUAGGCUAUCUCUAUGUGCAACACGAAAAGGAUCCAGUUGAUAAAAUGAAGGUUACAAAGAAGUUGCUGCCUUACGAUAAUAAGAUAAUCGAGUGCCGAUACGUCAACAACAAGUGGGAAUUUAUGCGAGAAAGGACAGAUAAAAGCUUGCCUAACUCGAAGGCAACUGCCGUUUCGGUCUUUAACACUAUUCGGAAUCCCAUAACAAAAGAGUUUCUUAUCGAUUUUAUAGAAAGAAACUGUGUGAGAAGAGGUCUUAAAAGACCUCACGAUUGA